Molecule: messenger RNA, 4625 nt
Organism: Priapulus caudatus
Lineage: Eukaryota; Metazoa; Priapulida; Priapulimorpha; Priapulimorphida; Priapulidae
Exons: 9
Coding region: 918-3242 (774 amino acids)
Molecular function (GO): protein binding
Source: RefSeq, a predicted model, not a curated record
AUUAAGUUGCUGCUAGUACAGUGCUACUGUCGCCCGUCUGAUUGCUGCUCCGACACUUCGGAAACACCGUAAAUCUGACAGCACGCGUGUUUCUUUCUUCCUGAUCUCUUAUCGCCGUGUAUUCACGUAUCAUUGCACCAGCCGGACGAGACAAUGCGAGCGACUGCAACGCUGCGAGCACCUGGACCUGGGACCUAUUGUGCGAUCGUUAUCGUUAACUGCGGCAGCAACUUAUUAGUUAAGCGUUAGUAGGAUUGUUUUGACUAUAUGUCGCCGUGUGUUCUUGUAGAACGAGUCCGGCAGGUCGUGCCCCCCACCACACUUACGCGCAGACUCCGUCCUUGGUAAAGCAGGGUGCACGUCUUAGUGGCGGCUCCCUAAUCAACCUCGUGUUUUUCAAUUGGUUUUUGGUUGCAAAUGGACGCGAGAAGGCAACGCGUAGCCGUCGAAUGCUGGCUUGAUGUACAGUCGUAGCGACGGCUAAGGCAGACAGACGGGCGUUUGCGUGAGGUGCAGUGUUCGUGUGCAUGAAUAGCCUACCUUGAGUCGGCGAGACUUGUACGUGGUGGCUACAGGUGGAAUUAUAUGCGUGUAACGUCUUUACUGCUACCUACACAGUACGUCACUCGCGUGUAAUCGAUGUUUAGCACGUACUGCACAUCGGUUUAGCGUUUGUUUAGAAUCAAGAGCAGUAUGUGGAGCUUUCUGAUGCCCUGCAUAUAUGGACACUAUUUUAUACAGGAAUAAGUGUGUACGUGCGAACAGAGAAACGCGUGGCGUUAUAGUGAACGAUUGCGAGGCAAUGGAAAUGAGGAUAUCGACGCUACCGGUCGGUUAGGCUCGCAAUGCGAGGUGUCAGCGAGAACACCAACACAGGCAAACUAAAAGGGUAGUGCGACGGAUCCCUCUUGCAUGCCAUGUUCUCGCACUCUUCCGGUGCUCAAGCGGGGACGUUUCCCGCCGAAGUGUCGGACCGGGUUCCUGGCGUCGGGCGACCAGUUACGAGAGGUGUGAUGGCCUGGCAUAGCGACAUGCCCGUGAGGCGGACCACUGGAUUCAAUUCGCCAGCGAUGGUACUCGGAGCUUUGAAGGCGAAGGAGAAAGGCGGCUGUAACGCGGACAACAACAAGUGUUCUAAGAUCCAAAGUUUAAUCUUUUCGCGGAAGAAAAAACGCGAGAGCAAACUCGGUAAUAACGCGGACUUCGUCAAUGUCGGAUACAUCGCUUCGCAUGAAAACCUGCAUAAUGGGGAAUAUAGGAGCAGAUCGCUGGAAAAGUCACCACACCGAGUCGAAGCAGAGAAGGAAGGUCGCCCGUCCAGCCAGCCCAACUUUACGUAUGCGCAGAACGAUAACUAUAUGCUAGACCUGGAGGUGUGCACAUGUGGACUCAGCCAGUUAGCGCACGAUCACGGCAGGGGUGGUGAUCAUCAUCAAGGGAGGAAAAUGGACGAGCUAAACAGCGCAGACAUCAGACACGCGUGUAAUCGCAUGUUUACUGGCUCCGGCAGACGCGUGCCAGUCCAGAAUGCCAACCCGGAUGGACAGGUUAACCCGGCCUAUGUUGCUGAGAGUGCGCCACAUCGGCACAGCCAGCGCGGCGAGCGCAACAUCUCCACUGCACCACCAGCAUCGGGGAGAAGCCACGCCACACAGAGCCCCAGCCACGGCGGCACCCCGCGCUCACACACGCCGAACAGUCGCACCUCGACGCCACACAGCGCGCGCGCGAGGGAUUCCAACGGCCGCACGCCAACGCACGACACGACGAGAGAUCCUCCGGCGAACGGUCACAGCAUGAUCCUCGAGCCGGACGUGAUGUACCCGCACCCGCAGCGCUCGCCGCCGCCGCGCCCCGCCGCAAAAUCCGACCCGGCGCGUCACUCCUUCGGCCAGGACAAGCACGCGCGCCACGACAACACGCAUCGCGCACACCCGCUCGCGCCCGCGUCUGCGGAGGACUUCACAGUCCACCCGACAUCGCACAAGCACGACGUCAUCGUCGUCGACAACCGUCGCAGUUCCUCCCAGGGGGCCCCGCUCGGCCGCAAGCUGCCCGGCAGGGUGCCGACGCCACUCGCGACGCUGCUCGACAAAACCUCGAAGGGCUUCACGGAGAAUCCGGCGUGGCGACGGCAGCACAGCGAGGACAGCGAGGGAUCGUCGCUCUCACCGCCGCUGCCUCCGCUCUCUCCCGGCGACUCGGGGUCGUCCGACGACGACUCGCUUGACCCCAAGCGCCGUGGCCACCAGCGAGGGCAGUACCGGACGUCGCGACUCACGCCGGACAUUCUUGAUGCGACGCCGCGGAAGGAGUCGGGGAAGAAGAUGAAGCGAGUGCCCAGCAUCACGGCAAUCCCAAAGAAGACUGCGGGGGUGGACAAGCCGAAGAGGAGACGAGCGAAAAAGUCGCAACACAUCAAUAUUUCCAGUCUGAUGAAUAACAGCUCACCAAAUGCGGGGCCAAACGCAGAGCAUUUGGAGAUCGACUACUCAGGCAGCAGUUCUGAGGAUGGCAGCUACACCAGUGGACAUUGCACAAGCGACUCUGAAGAACCAAAGCUGCGCAAACAGAUGGAUGGCAUGGAGACCAUGUAUAGUGAACUGCUCAGGACGAUGGGAGUGAAGGCAGAUGUACUACAGAAAGUCCAACAUAACAUCAGGAAUGCACAAGUUCAGGGAGAAGGUCAAGAUAAGAAGUCCUCAGGAUUAGUCAUGCAACACCAGCGCUCUAAAGACGUUAGAGCAGUGAACAGGAGGUUUUCGCGGCUGGAGUCGCACGUCGUCACACUGGCUCGCAGCGUCGCGCACCUCUCCUCGGAGAUGCGCUCGCAGAAUCUCAUCGUCACGGAGAUGGACAACCUGAAGAAGGAGCUGAAGGAGUUGGAGAUCACGAAGCCGCGUGGCACCGUCGCCGGUCACAGAAACGACGUGCAGAACUUUCGCCAGGUGCUGCCCGGCCUGACGAAUCCCUACAGGGUGCAGAAGCUAUCAAAGUUCUUUGGUGAAAAUCCACCAUUGUUGCACAUAUUCAUGAAGAAGCUAGGCUAUGAGAAGUACAUUCCACUGUUUGAGAAUGAGAAGAUCACGAUGGUGGAAAUACCAUACUUAGACGAGAAAAGGCUGGAGAAGAUUGGCAUCCCAAUGGGACCUAGGCUCCGUAUCGUCCAGGAGGCACAGAUGUCCUUCCAACAGGAGACAGGAAUGAUCCCUGAACCAGGCACAAAUGUGUACUUCAUAUGAUGGGGCAGUGUUUCGUGACCUGAGAACCAAUCUCUACUUCAUAUAAUGAUAGAAGAUCCCUAAACUGGACACCAAAUCAUACACCACAUAUGAUGACACAUUUUCCUCCAAUAAAGCACUAGUGGUUACUUCAUAUGACGGUAGAAUAAUUAUCUCUGGACUCAGGAACCAGGCAUAGUGCAUAUUAAUACAGUCAAAAACCUGUACAUGAGGGCAACUCAAGGGAAACUCCGUGUGGAAAAACUAUAUCCUCCUAUGGACAGGAGUCCAUUUUACAAAGUGAACCACUCACAAAAUACAGAAAUUUGCAGUGAACCCAUGAUUGGUGUAGGAUCCAAACGUGUAUUGCAUUCCAGAAUAUAGGGACUGGUGAUACAGCAAUAUAUCUAUCUGCCUGCAAUAAAAGCGUUAUUUUGUAAAUUACAUUGUGGGGAAUGUUAUUUUAAGUUGUUUUAAAAGAAGAUAAUUGAAGUCUUGAAAAAAUGUAUAUAUAAAUUGUUUACCCAUUUUUUUAUGCAUAUGCAUUUCGAAUAUAAAUAUAUACUAGGAGAAUAUGUGAAAUUAUUUACCAAUGAUCAAUUGCUAAAUCAUGAAGAUUUAUGUCAGUGUGCUGUGUCACUUAUAUAUUCAUGAUUAUAAGGAGUGACUUUACACUCACUCUGUAGGUACAAUGAAUGCAUGACUGACAGAGAAUACUUACAACCAUUAGAUCGAUACGAGAAUAGCCAUGUCUAUAGUUUUCAAUGCACUUUUCUGGGGUUUUGCCUUAGGCACCACAAUGUGCCGUACACAUUUUAUUGGAAGCACAGUCGUGGACCUAAUUAACCGAGUGAUUGAUUAGUAAUUACGAGUGCGUGGCUGUGUGCAUGUGUGAAAAUUAACAACAUUCUGCUGCCACCUACUGUUUAAAAAGGUAGUAUGCACCAACGGCAGAAAUGCUGUCACCUGGAUAUAGAGAUGUACGCACGCAAAAAAGUGUGCAUAAAUAUCAUUGUACAUUGAAAGUCCUUUAUAUAUAAGAUGGUCUGGAUAAAAAUGGCAGUGCAUUUAAAAUAUUCAUACAUUUUGUAAGUUGUAAUAUAUAUGGCACUGAGAAAUAUUAACUAUGUAUGCUUCAGUUACACUUGCAUUUGAGUUGUUUUUCAAAUGAACAGAAAAGUAAUUUCUUUAUUAGAGUGUAUCUGAUUCUGAUCACAUGGCAUUUUCAAUAAAACAUUUCACGAAAUGUUCUCAACAUAAACAAAUUAGGCCAUAAGCUGUUCUGCAAAGAAUUGAGGGUUGAGUGCUAUCUCAAUUGUAAAAGCAAAAGCUGAGGGUGCGACACUUUCUAAAAUUGUUUUUUAAACCAACCAUAUUAUCUCACGAAUAAAUCGGAAAACUGCA